Molecule: messenger RNA, 4342 nt
Organism: Polistes dominula (European paper wasp)
Lineage: Eukaryota; Metazoa; Arthropoda; Insecta; Hymenoptera; Vespidae
Gene: cnc
Product: NFE2 like bZIP transcription factor cap-n-collar
Biological process (GO): regulation of transcription by RNA polymerase II
Cellular component (GO): nucleus
Molecular function (GO): DNA-binding transcription factor activity, RNA polymerase II-specific; RNA polymerase II cis-regulatory region sequence-specific DNA binding
Source: RefSeq, a predicted model, not a curated record
AUCGUUGACGAUCUCUCUAAGCAAGGUGUACUCUUACGUCUCCGUGAAAGAAAAACAAUAUCCAAAUUUUCUUAUCGUACUUUGUUAUCAUAUUUCAUCAUUUAGUAUAGUGUCGUGUUUAUUGAAGGAAUAAUUGGAAUAGUGUGAAAUAUUAUUCGACGAUUCAUCGAUCUCAAGGCUACAAAAAAAAUUAAAAGAGAUACACAAGGGCAAACUGGCAAGCGUUAAAAAUCCUUGAAUUUUCUUGGAUGAAAGGAAAGGCACGCGUGGGAUGUGCGCGAAACCGUGUUGAAGUUUGACUGGAGAGAGUGCGUGUUUUGAGGUUAUUUUUGUAUCAGUCGUUCGUGUAACUGACCUACUACAUUCAUCUAAGACUAACCUUUAUUUUCCUCCUGACAGUCGUACCGAGAAGACGUUCUACUAACUAUCAUCUUCGAAGAUUAAACUACGAGAUCAUUAUUGACAAUCUUCGCACGAGUAAACACCAACACUGUCCACAGUGCUACAUAACCUCAAAGUGACAACCUAAAUAACUAGUUUCAAGAAUUAUAAUCUAGUGGCUAAUAUCGAAUUUAUGCUCUACAUCAUUACUAUAUUUGUCGAUAGAUCUUCUAUCGAUAUUGACACUUUGUCGAAUAUAGUAAUAAAGACGCUUUAAGUGUCAUUUGAUCCAUGAUCAAUAUGUUAACAUUAUGGCAGAUAUUAGAUAAUAAGAAAAAGCAACUGUGACAACACGUAAAGGAAUAUAAAACUCUUUAUAAUAUAAGUAUAUCUGGUGAAACUAUUGGAAUACGGUGUGCAACAUGUUGUGUCUUAAGAAGUUGUAUAGAGAGGAGUUGUUGCAGCUCGCGCUGUUACUCUCCUUGUUAAGAGUGGACCCAGAGUCUUACCUUGGCUUGGAUAUCCAAGCUAUGGGUGUAGGCUCUUUGGAUCUUCAUAAUGGAUCUGGUUGGCAUACUGAUGCUCAUACCAUUGUACAUCGUCCAAUGUUUGUACAUCCCAAAAAUCUAGAUUCGGUGCUUCUAAACUAUGAAAGGGAUCUUUUUGAAGAAUUAAAUUCUUUGGGAAGAUAUAACAGAAUGAACUCAGGCUCCAAUGAUAUACACGCAUAUCUAUUAAAUAUAGAAGAUACAGGUAGAAAUGCUGCUACAGCUGGAUCAAGUUUACCUAUUUCAACAGAAACAUCAAGCAAUAUGACAUCACCUGAUUCUUCUAGUUCUUCUCAACAACCAGCUGAACCUAUUGGUGCUGCAGAACUUACUCAAGAGGACAUGGACCUGAUCGAAGUACUUUGGAAACAAGACGUGGAUUUAGGUUUUACCUUGGUAGAACCGACUAGUACAACAUCGAAGAAAAAAGUAGCUACAGCUUGCGAAAAAGAAUCGGAAGAUGAAAUUGAAAAGCUUAAAGCUUUGGAAGCUAUCAAUGCAACCAAUCAAAAGGAAGAUGCCGAGGGGGUUGAGGUAAAGCAUCAACAGGAUGAUGAUCCUUGGGCUGGACGCAAUUACACCGUGGAUCUCGAAACUGGAGAAUACAUUCUCAGUACCUGCAACCAGAACGGAAACAGCGAGGUCGAGGAGGACAAUCAAUUUCUCAGAGAACAAUCGUUUGGCUUGAAUCACCAUCCCUUGGCUGGAUUUCCCGAUGAUUCUUUAGGCCUUAAUGAAACUUUGGGCCUUGAAAAUGAUUUCACAUCGGAAUUACUCAAUGACAGUCUUUUAGGAGGGACCGUGGUCGAGGAUUUGCUUGGUGGGAACGAUCUUGGUCUACCCGACGGAUUCAAUCUCGAGGAAGCGCUUCAACUCGUUGGCCUCGAUGAGGUUAAUAAACCAGAGAACGAGGAAACGAAUUACGAACUGAAGAAGGAAAAGGUGAAGCAAGAGAUAAAGAAGGAAGAAGAAUUGGUGGUGGUUGAAGAAAACGACGACGGUAAACGUGGAAGAAGAAGAAGAAGAAGAAGAGGAGGCGGCGGCGGCGGCGGAGGAGGAGGAGGAAGAGGAGAAAGUAAUGGUGGAGACAAAGUAAGAGAAGUAGAAGAAAACGAAGACGAGGACGACAACAAUAUUUACGACAACAAUUACGAUUACGACUACGACUACGACGACAACGAGGACGAGGACCACGAGAACGACGAAUACGAAGAAGAAGAAGAAGAAGUUGUCGGUGGUUCCAAGGAAUUUACGAGCGCAAAGGGUGACGUUCCUGUCAACGUCUCGAGUAACGUCGUCGAGGUCGCAAAGUCAUCCAGGUGCGAGGAUCCCGAGACCGGCGACAUGAUUCAUACACCGCAAUUUCAUCAUCCCCAUCAUCCGCACCACCGUUCCUUUCAGGGCCGCAUGCCAUUCGUGCGUGCAAUGAGCAUGGAGCAACGGUGGCAGGAUUUGGCAUCAUUAUUAUCACUUCCCGGUGCUCCAGAACAUUUUGCGCAUCCAUCGCAUCCUGGAUAUCAUCCCGGACACACUAUAAGUCAUAGUCAUUACGAGGCACAACGUAAUGUUUUGCUUCACAAUGCCACUUUGGCACCACCGGUUGGUGAUCUUAACUCGACAGGUCCCUACCACAAUGUAGGUGGUUCGUCGAAUCUUGGAUCAGCAGUUGCAACUUCAAUGAAUUUAACGAACAGUAGUGAACCAAUGGGAGCAGAAAGUAAUGCUGCUUAUAAAUCAGAACCUACUGACAUAAUGUAUUAUCAUGCACCAACGUCAGACACGAUAAACCAAACCACCGAUGGUUUUCUUUCGUCUCUUCUCAAUGACGAAGAUUUACAUCUAAUGGAUAUGGCAAUGAACGACGGCAUGUACACCAUGCGUAUGCUGGACAAUGGUAGCAACAAUGCAUCCGGGCCAACCGGAGCAGCUGCUUUACCGGGAGUCCAAACAGCUGGUGGUACCACGUCAACAACGACGGCCCUGACAAGUGUAACGAGUUUACCUGCUGUCACAGAUGAGAGAAUGGAUGCUUCUAGUGAUAGUGCCGUCAGUAGUAUGGGCAGUGAACGCGUGCCAUCCCUCUCAGAUGGGGAGUGGAUGGAAACUGGCUCGAAUUCCAGUCACACGCAAGCUGACUCACAUUACACCAUGGAUUAUGCUAGUAAGUACCGAAUGCCUUACGACUGCAGUUACUCCGUUUCUGGAAGAAACGCAGGUUCUCCAAGAUGUCAACCGGAAAGGACUGUACCACCGGUUGCACAGAAAAAACAUCAAAUGUUUGCCAAACGAUAUUUCCAAGAGCAAGGCACCGGAUCACCUUUAGGAGGAACGGCACAUCCUACCACUCCUAUGAAAUAUGAAUACGAUUCGCAUACGGUCGGUGCUGGGGCACCGGGUAAUGCUUAUUCCGGACCAAUAGAAGGUGCAGCCGGGCCACAAUCUGAAAUUAAAUAUAGUUGCAGUGUUGACUUCACUCGCCAUCAAUCUGGGCGAUCAGCAAUUGAGCACGUUCAUCAUAAUCAUACUUAUCACCUACCCGCUGAAAGUUCAGGAUCUCUUCAACGUCCCCUUUCUCGUGAUAAGAAAGUACGGAAAAACGAGAGCGACGAACAUUUGACGCGAGACGAGAAACGUGCAAGAGCGUUAAACGUACCAAUUCCAGUGAACGACAUUAUUAAUUUACCUAUGGACGAAUUUAAUGAGCGCCUUAGCAAAUACGACUUAAGUGAAGCACAGUUAUCUUUGAUACGUGAUAUCAGAAGGCGAGGCAAAAAUAAGGUGGCAGCGCAGAAUUGUCGAAAACGAAAACUCGAUCAAAUUAUCAGUCUUGCCGACGAAGUUAAAGAGAUGCGCGAUCGCAAAUUGAGACUCAUUCGAGAACAUGAUUUUAUGCUUCUCGAAAGACAACGCGUUAAAGACAAGUUCAGUCAACUUUAUCGCCACGUAUUCCAGUCUCUUCGAGAUCCCGAUGGUAAUCAAUACCAUCCAUACGAAUAUAGUCUUCAGCAAUCCGCUGAUGGGAAUGUUUUAUUGGUACCAAGAAAUCAAACAAAUCCUCAUCAUCCGUGCCCUUCAUCCAUGGAACCGAAGACGAAGCCAGAUCCUGAACACAAGGAAUGAAACUGUCAAAGGAUCAUAUUAAAAACUAUUGGUUAAUUAGCGCUGUUUAAUAUAGCGAAACGUCAAUAAGGGCGUAAAUUCAAAUGUUAACGAUGAUGUUAACUAAAAGCUUCGUGUUAAAACCAGAGAAACAUAUUUGCAAUACAAUCCUUUUGUCGAAUGGACGACUUCAUAACUUCGCAUUUGACAUACUUUGCAUGCUAUUCGAUUGAACAACGAAUUUGCUAAAAAAUCGCGUAUUAAACUUAUCGCUAUUUAUCAUAUUACACAAUAUAACUAUAUAUAUAUUUAUA